Globicephala melas (long-finned pilot whale) is the source of this 2790-nucleotide messenger RNA. It is a transcript of the gene ZNF704, whose product is annotated as zinc finger protein 704. The record is from RefSeq and is a predicted model, not a curated record. Gene Ontology annotation, molecular function: RNA polymerase II cis-regulatory region sequence-specific DNA binding; DNA-binding transcription factor activity. NCBI's taxonomy places the organism in Eukaryota, Metazoa, Chordata, Mammalia, Artiodactyla, Delphinidae. Gene Ontology annotation, biological process: regulation of transcription by RNA polymerase II. Gene Ontology annotation, cellular component: nucleus.
AUGCAGGCGCGGCGUCUAGCCAAGCGCUCCAGCCUGGGCAGCCGCCGGGGGAACGCCGCGCUGCAGCCGCCAGGCCCCGCGCCCGCCCGGGAAGGCGCGCUGCCCGGGCUCCCGCUUCCCGCCCCGGCCCCGGCCCCGGCGCCGGCCCCAGCCCCGGUCCCGGAGAGCUGGAGGCCGCCACUGCCGCCGCCGCGCAGCGCCGGGACCGGCCCCCCUCGGGCCGCCGGGGCCGCCGCCGCCGCCUCGUCUCCGGUGCUGCUGCUUCUGGGGGAGGAAGACGAGGACGAAGAGGGCGGGAGCAGGCGGCGGAGGGGGCUCGGGCGGGUGCAGCCGAAGCCCCGAGGGGGCGCGGAGGAGGAGGAUGACGACGAGGAAGACGAGGACGAGGAGGUGGUCGUCGAGGUGGUGGACGGCGACGACGACGACGAGGACGGCGAGGAGCGCUUCGUGGCCCUCGGCCCCGGCCGCCAGCUCCCCAAGGGCCCGGGCCGGGGAGCAUUGAAGGUGGGGAGCAUUAAGCGGGAAAUGGCCUUCACAUUUCAACCAGAGGACUUAAAACGUGACUCUAGUAAAAAACUGUCUCAUCAACACUUGUUCCCCUUGGCCAUGGAGGAGGAUGUGAAAACAGCAGACACCAAAAAAGUCAACCGAGUCCUUGACCAUGAAAAAGAAAACACUCGUUCCAUCUGUCUCCUUGAACAAAAACGAAAAGUUGUUUCUUCCAAUAUUGACGUUCCUCCAGCAAGGAAAUCCUCAGAGGAACUGGACAUGGACAAGGUGACAGCAGCGAUGGUACUAACCAGCUUGUCCACCAGCCCUUUGGUUCGGAGCCCUCCUGUGCGGCAGAAUGAGGGCCUGAGCGGAUCGUGGAAGGAGGGAGGCGGCGUGCCUUCCAGCACGAGCAGCAGCGGCUACUGGAGCUGGAGCGCCCCCAGCGACCAGUCCAACCCGUCCACGCCGUCGCCGCCGCUGUCCGCCGACAGCUUCAAGCCCUUCCGCAGCCCCGCGCCCCCGGACGAUGGCAUCGACGAGGCGGAGGCCAGCAACCUUCUCUUUGACGAGCCCAUUCCCAGGAAACGAAAGAACUCCAUGAAGGUGAUGUUCAAAUGCCUCUGGAAAAACUGUGGGAAGGUUCUGAGCACUGCAGUGGGUAUGCAGAAGCACAUCCGGACCAUUCAUCUUGGGCGUGUUGGGGAGUCUGACUACAGUGAUGGAGAAGAAGACUUUUACUACACUGAGAUCAAGCUCAACACAGACUCGGUGGCAGACGGACUGAGCAGCCUGGCCCCGGUUUCGCCCUCCCAGUCCCUGGCUUCGCCUCCUACUUUCCCCAUCCCAGAUUCCAGCAGAACAGAAACUCCUUGUGCCAAAACUGAGACAAAAUUGAUGACACCCUUGAGCCGCUCUGCUCCCACCACCCUCUACCUCGUGCACACCGACCACGCUUACCAGGCCACGCCCCCUGUGAACAUUCCAGGAUCGGCCAAGUUCACCCCCAAUGGCAGCAGCUUCAGCAUAUCUUGGCAGUCUCCUCCAGUUACCUUCACAGGCAUUCCAGUGUCACCAACCCACAGUCACCCAGUGGGCACAGGAGAGCAGAGACAGCACACUCACACCGUCUUGUCCUCCCCACCCAGAGGGACGGUCAGCCUAAGGAAGCCCCGGGGAGAGGGCAAGAAGUGCCGGAAGGUGUACGGCAUGGAGAACCGUGACAUGUGGUGCACGGCCUGCCGCUGGAAGAAGGCCUGCCAGCGGUUCAUUGACUAACGCACAGGCCCCUGAUCGUUGCCCAGACACUCCUGCCCUUGACUUGUGCUGAGGGUGUUGGAAAGCGCUUUUCCUUCUGAAUAAAACACACUUGAAACCCAGGGAAAGCACUUCCGGGAACCUUGGUGAAAUCACAGCAAAAAACAAAAAAGGUCACCACCCUCACUGUUCUUGCUGAGAACCCAGCUGAGAGCAGCUGUAACUACUUUUUUCCUUAAAAAUUCAACUUUUUUUUUUUUUUUGCUGUAUGUCUAGCUCUGAAAACUAUGGACUUCUGCAGCAGUCGAACCAACCAAGCCCAUUUUUCCUGGAAAGGAGGCCUAUUUUGAUAACCUUUCUGGAUAAUGCCGUUUCUGAGGUUUUUUGGUGUUUUUUUUUUGACACUUAAAAAAAAAAAGCUACAUGUUAUUCAGUAGCAUUUGUACAAAGAGCGAUACCUGUUUUCAUUGUGAAUAGUCUUUUGCCUGUUCUCCAUCGGACUUCUGGGAGCAGUACACAUCACGAUGUGUUGCCAGGAAACGGCAGCACUCUGGGUAUCUUUUCUAUGUCUUUUUUGUUUGUUUAUUUUGUUUUAAAGAAUGGCCCCAAACUGAACCACGGUAGAGCCGUUAGCUUGAAGGGCCCAGGAGGGCAUAAGCUUGAAAAGAGACUGACAAUGGACAUCACCAGCAGACUUCAGCCCCAGCUGAGUUCAGGACAUCCCGCUGUCACUGUUGGGAAACGUCUGGGAGUCUUCCUCGGAAGCCUUCCCUGAGGGGUGGCCUGGCCCACUCUCUCCCGGCCACAAUGCACUCAAGACCUGGCACGCAUUGCCAUCUGGGUAAGCCUCAAAGCUUCCUUCAGGGAUGCGACGCCAACCACAGCUCGGAUCUCUUCAUCACUGCUUAUCUGACAGUUGUUGCCAGGUCAGUGGCUCAUCAGGCCUUCCUUCCCUCAAAACGCCACCGCUGACUGUUUUCAGAAAAGGUAGAGAACUCCAGACCAUCCCGGCAGGCGUGCUUUAUUCACACAGCAGAGCACAGC